UUUUUAGUGUCUCAACCAGAGUCUUUAACAUCAGAGGAUGAGGGGAAAAAAAUUAGUGCAAUCCGUAGGCGGUAGGCCCCAACUGUAUACAUAAUAUCCGAACGACAGGCAGGCCCAAGUUAAGGGUUGCAGCAGCGGGAAACCAAUUGAUGUUGGUGGUGGUGUUGCUGCGUAUAGGAGGUGGUGGGUCGGUUGCGCACUUGCCCCAGCAAGUUCGUUUAUUAAAGAAUAGGGAGAGUGGCCUAGCGAGGUCCAGAAGAGAGUAGGAAAAUUAGGGCUCGUCCAGUCCGCGCAGAUGACUCGCUUUGGUUAUCGUCUGCUGAUCCUUGUGCACUGCAACGCAAUAUCUCAAUAAAGAAGGUAACGGGAAACGUCUUUCACCUCUCAUUUGCUCAAGUCUUACUUAUUACUAUUCCACAUGCCAGAGCAAAUACAUGAAUUUGAGAGACAGAGCAUCUGCGUAUGUGAGAGUGUCUUGAGUCUCUGAGAGAGUUAGAAGAGAGAGAGAUCUUCGUUCUUCUCCUUGCCCUUUUCUAUUUUUUUUUUCUUGGGGAAAUAUAAAAAUUGAAACAUCAUUACCUUUUUAACAGGGGUAGCCUCACCCGUCACCAUCCUCUCCUUUUUAUUUCCCACGGGAGUACCCUUGUGCUCGCCUCUUUUUCUUACCCCCUCCCUCUUUUUCCUUUUUCUUUGCUGCAGUGGACAGCAUUAGUACCGAAGUACCAUAGUCAGUCACAAGAGCAAGGGUGGGGGGACGGAGGAAGGAGGAGGAGGCCGCUGUCAAGUUCAAGGUAGUUGGUAUUCUCACUGGAGAGCGAGUUCGUGUGUGGGUGCUUGUGAAUUUCAAACAUUUGGGAGGGCUGCGUCUCCAUGGACGCCUAUGAAGCAACACGGAUAGUGUUCUCCAGGAUCCAGAGCUUGGAUCCGGAAAAUGCCUCUAAAAUCAUGGGACUUCUCCUAAUCCAAGACCACGGAGAGAAGGAAAUGAUCCGGCUGGCCUUCGGACCCGAGGCUCUUGUGCACUCUGUGGUCCUCAAGGCCCGCAAGGACCUAGGCCUUUCGUCGAACACACCGUCGACGCCAUCGACCCCCUCGUCUCCAUCACCUUUCCUCUCCAGGCAGAACUCUUCUUCGUCACGGAUGCUCUCCAGCAACGGUCCAAACCUUCCACCUACCCUCACUACGAUGGCCUCCUCUUCUUGGACACCACCAUCGGCCUUCUGCGACAUCCAGGCAUCGGACGACCUGAUCAGUCCCAAUUCCGCCACCGCCUCCGCCUCCGCCUCAUACGCGGCAGCAGCAAGCGCCAACAUGGUUGUCGCUUCUUCAUCCUCGUCUUUGUACUCGACUUCCUUAACUUCUCCUUUCUAUGGCUACGGUAGUGACGUCCCCGUCGAUGAAUUCCAGCUUCAAGACCAACUCUCCUUCCUCAGCGAUGCCUCCUCCACACUAGGCCCCAAGACUGCUACUGACCUAUUCUAUCCACAACCGGAGACAGUGGCGAGUCCCAACGGCCGCACUGGAGGGGACGCUACGCUUUUCCCUUCUUACGCGGCUGCUGCCGCCGGUGCCACCAGCUGGGGAACUACUAUAGAUGGACACCACCGGCGGAGCUGCUCCGUCAACGACAUCUGUUUUGGGUCCGAAGCUGGGUCAGGAUAUGGGUGGAAGCCAUGCCUCUACUUCGCCAGGGGCUAUUGCAAGAACGGAAGCAGCUGCAGGUUCCUCCAUGGGCUCCCCGAUUCCUCGCCAGUGGUCGCUGAUGCUGCUGCUAUGGGGUCCUCGCCGAACAAGCUUGACCGCCUUGACGUGGUGGAACAGUGCCAAGAACUCCUCAGAUCCAAAAGUACCCAACAGCGAUUGGUCAACUCGUCGCAGCUCAUGGCCUCGGCCUCUUUCCCAUAUGGCACUGCUACCGCCGGCAAAUGCAUGAAUUUCUUGCUGCAACAGCAGCAGCAGCAGCAACAGCAGAACGACACCACCCAGAGGACUGCGGCCGGCUUGAUGUUGGGCGAAGACAUACACAAAUUAGGCCGGUCACGACUUGAAAGGAAUGAUUUUUCAACGACAGGUGGAGGAAUGGUGAACCCGGGAUCCAGGCAGAUUUAUCUAACGUUCCCAGCUGACAGCACCUUCAGAGAAGAGGAUGUCUCCAAUUACUUCAGCAUUUACGGUCCUGUACAAGACGUGAGGAUCCCUUACCAGCAGAAGCGAAUGUUUGGGUUCGUUACGUUCGUGUACCCGGAGACGGUGAAGCUCAUCCUGGCCAAAGGGAACCCGCAUUUCGUAUGCGACGCUCGGGUGCUUGUGAAACCCUACAAGGAGAAGGGGAAAGUUCCAGACAAGUACAGGAAGCAGCAACAAUCUGAGAGAGGAGAGUUCUCGGCAUGUUCUAUACCUACCGGUGUUGACAUUAGAGAUGCCUACGACCUGCAGCUCGGACCAAGGAUGUUCUACGAUGCCCAGGACAUGUUGUUGAGGAGGAAAUUAGAAGAUCAUGCCGACUUACGUCAAGCCUUGGAACUCCAGGGACGGAAAUUGAUGGGUCUACAGCUUCUCGACGUGAAGAAGUAUCAUCACCACCACCACCAUAGUCUGUCCACUGGCGCUCAGGUUGCCUCCCCAACUCAAAAUCACGUCAAUCAUACCUUUGUUCUUCCUUCCGAGCGGGGAAGUCCGGAGGCCCCAGAAGAGAACUGUGCAAACGCUGAGACAACCAUUUAUGGUGCUGCUGAUCGACAGUUACGUCAGGCAGCCAAUUCCGACGAAGAAUCCAUAGGGGAAGACGAAAUUGGCAACGGCAAGGAGAAGAGGCCCAAUCAAGAAGACAGUAACUUCCAAGAUGGGGUGGAGCAUUAUCUCCCAGACAGUCCCUUCGCGUCUCCCACGAAGUUUGGCGAACCCACUUGUGUCUCCACCGCCAGUGAUGCGGCAUUGGCUUCAGAGAGCGGUGCCGCUUUAGCUUCGUCUUGUAACAGUAAACUGAUCACCACCUCGUUGUUGCCUGCAACGUCGACCCUGGACGUUGCUUCCUUCAAAUCAUGUUUCUUUCAGAUGCCCAGGUUUCCUUCCGGACACGGAGCCAUAGGAAUGUAGGGAAAGGAAGGAUGUAGUGGAAUGGGCAUCCUCUUGCUGCUCGGAAGAUAUGAUCCAGAAAGUGAGGAAGAUGCAGUUUAUCUGUGUGAUCAUCGCUUUAAUAAGCUGCCGACACAUGUAGAGAAGAUGAUUUAUGCGAGACAGACGCGGUCACGUAGAGAACGAGUUGGUCCUCAUCCUCAUUCUCAUCCUCAUCCUCCGUACUAUAUCAAACCAUUUAUUAUUACACACAACAUGCAUGCAUACAUACAUACAUAACAGACAGAUGUACUGACCUUGAAAGUGACGUGAGUCAUCCGAUACCCACCACAUCGCUCUUUUUAUGUUUUUUCCUCAACUUUCUGCCUCUCUUUCGCUCUGCUCCUAAGUGUCUGUCUCUGUCCGGCGGCCUCUUUAUUUCUCUUUUCACCUUAUUUUAUAUACAUAUAUUUCUCCGUUAAGAGGAGGACCACAAUCGACUUGGAGAGAAGACGCCAACGACGUAUUUAUAUAUUUGAUUUCUUUUACCCUUUUAAAUUUACCACAACUAGUGCGGUGAAGACAAAAGAGCCUAUGAAGAGCACGAACAGAGAUUUCCCGGCAGGAAGAAUCAAAUUACAAGCGGAAGCCAAAACAGAAAGCAGUAGGAGCUGAAACUUCAAAGGUGCGAUAAAAGAACGAUGGCAUGAUAUUGGUUGGAGGGACGGGGAAAAGCACAUUAAAGUCUCGGGACUCGACUCAGCUCAGCUUACGGCUCAUGUUAGCCGAAUGACCAACGGGGAAUUUCCUUUUGUUUUACUUCUUGUUGUUAUUGGUAUACGCAGAAUCAUCAUCGUUGGGUCAUCAAUUAAACAAACAGAAAAACAGGGAAGGAAAACAAAAUAAAAAUACUGAGGUGUUGUGGGUGGGUGAGAUAAGAGGAGAGAGUAGCUUCAUCAUUUUUAUUAUCUUUUUGUUAUUGUUUUUUUCUUUAUUACAGCCAUAAAAGAGUCUGUCCUAUACUUUA
Macadamia integrifolia is the source of this 4081-nucleotide messenger RNA. RefSeq names its product zinc finger CCCH domain-containing protein 53-like. The coding region runs from base 871 to 3096 and encodes 741 amino acids. The record is from RefSeq and is a predicted model, not a curated record. Lineage: Eukaryota; Viridiplantae; Streptophyta; Magnoliopsida; Proteales; Proteaceae. Gene Ontology annotation, molecular function: metal ion binding; RNA binding. The transcript is spliced from 9 exons.